GUUGCAUACACUUUCCUCACAUCAACCUUUGUUUCUUCUCUUUCAUCUCUUAGUUUUUCUUUCCAAAAAUGGUUCUAGCUGGCAAACUUAUCACUGAACUUGGUAUCAAAACACCCGCUGACAGGUUCUACAAACUAUUUCAAUCAGAACUUCACGAAGUUCAAAACCAUUGUGAAAGAAUUCAUCAUACCAAGUUGCAUGAAGGUGAAGACUGGCAUGACACUGAUACAGUUAAACACUGGACUUAUGUCAUAGGUGAUGAGGUACACACAUGUUAUGAGACUAUUGAAGAAGUUGAUGAAGAGAACAAGAAGAACACAUGGAAGCUGUUUGGUGGAGACAUUGAUAAGCACUAUAAGGUCUUUAAGCUCAUUCUGGAAGUAACUGAUAAGGCUGAUGGUACUGCUGCUGCUAAAUGGGCCAUUGAAUAUGAGAAAAUCAAUGAGGAUAUUGAGCCUCCAAAUGGAUGGAUGGACUACCUUAGCAAAUGCACUAAGGAUAUUGAUGUUAAUCUUUCCAAGGCAAGGGUCGCUCGAAAGGAUUAAAGAAAGUAACAAAUAAAGAAGUAAUGGCUUAGUGCAACUUUGGGGUUGGCUUAAUUAAGUGUUCACUUCACCUUUAUAAUUAAAUAAGUGUGAUGUUUGUUUAAUGAUGUUGUUGUGUAUACGCAUACUGGCUGAUGUUGUUUUUAAGUUUGUAUGUUUCUUGUGAAGAUGCCUCUUAAAUGUGUGUGAUGCUGAUGCAUAUCAAUAAAUAAUAAAUGGUGAUAUA
This is a messenger RNA of Vicia villosa (hairy vetch), 771 nucleotides long. Its product is annotated as MLP-like protein 34. The record is from RefSeq and is a predicted model, not a curated record. Gene Ontology annotation, biological process: defense response. NCBI's taxonomy places the organism in Eukaryota, Viridiplantae, Streptophyta, Magnoliopsida, Fabales, Fabaceae. The coding region runs from base 69 to 545 and encodes 158 amino acids. The transcript has 2 exons.